Molecule: messenger RNA, 1140 nt
Organism: Ramularia collo-cygni
Lineage: Eukaryota; Fungi; Ascomycota; Dothideomycetes; Mycosphaerellales; Mycosphaerellaceae
Product: probable Phosphotransferase enzyme family domain protein
Exons: 3
Coding region: 1-1140 (379 amino acids)
Source: RefSeq, a predicted model, not a curated record
AUGGCCGGUCCUGUGCGACAACCCAUCGACGUAGCGGCGUUGGAAAKAUGGAUCGAGCACAAUGUCCCAGAGGUCAAGCCACCGCUGGACUUGAAGCAGUUUGGCUUUGGACAGUCCAACCCAACGUAUCAACUCACAGACUCGACGAAGAAGAAGUAUGUCCUACGAAAGAAGCCGCCAGGCAAGCUGCUGUCAAAGACAGCUCAUCGAGUCGAUCGCGAAUACCAAGUCAUCCACGCUCUCGCAAAGACCGAUGUACCCGUACCCAAAGCAUAYGCCUUAUGCGAGGAUGAAAGCAUUAUUGGCACUCCAUUUUAUAUCWUGGAAUGUUUAGAGGGCCGAUUUAUCGACAAUGCUGCCAUUCCAGGUGUUAGUGAGCACGACAGGAGGGAGAUGUGGAGGGAUGCCGUCAGAACUUUGGCCAAGUUGCACAGAUUAGACCCGAAAGACGUUGGCUUGGAGAAGUUUGGCAGACCGAAUGGCUUUUACCAGCGUCAGAUCAAGACAUUCAGAGGGUUAGCGGAAUCGCAAGCAGCAGCAAAGGACAAGGAUACUGGGGAGGCUGUUGGACAAUUACCCCAUUUUGACGAAUUCCUGUCAUUCUUCUCGCAAGAAGCAAAUCAGCCAUACGAUCGAGGCGUCCUGUUCCAUGGCGAUUACAAGAUUGACAACCUGGUAUUCCACAAGACUGAGCCGAGAGUAAUUGGAAUCUUGGACUGGGAAAUGGCUACCAUCGGCCACAACCUCGCAGACGUCUGCAAUUUGUUGCAAGGAUGGACCAUCUCCAACGCUCCAGGAGGUUCGGCUCGUGUGCAUACUGAUGCCGCGUUCUUACCCGCUUCAGACCCGAAGAGCACGCUCAAAGACCACCCUGGUCUUCCUACGCGAGAACAGUGUGUGGAAUGGUACGAACAGGAUGUCGGUUAUAAGAUCACCGAGAAAGAUUUGGCAUGGGCAACAGCGUUCGCUCUCUUUAGAGAUUCGAUCAUCUUCCAAGGAAUCGCUGCGAGAUAUGCGACUCGACAGGCAAGCUCUGCUCAGGCGAAGAAAUAUGGAGAUGAGAGAGCACCCUUUGCAGAGAUGGCGUGGGAUAAGGUGAAGGAGACGAAAGAGAAGCUGAGCGGCCAGACAAAGUUAUGA